UACCGUAUAGCUUAUGCGUCGGUGAACAAAGACCGAGCAGCUGAGACGAGUAUGUGCAGUGGUUCACCGGGGUGGAAAAGUCCUUUUUGUUAGAAAAGUUUUUUGUAAAAAAGUGUUUUUGCACCUAAAAAAUCGCCAUGAAAUUGCUGAAAACAAGCGAAAAUGGGUUCAAUAGCAUCCGUGCUCCAGUGGCAGUGUACAAAUUGUAACUUAAUCAACCCCACGGAGAAUACAAAGUGUCUGAAUUGUGAGAAUGUCAGAUUAUUUGAGAAAUCAUCUGGAUUUAAUAAUGAUGGCGGAGAAUCGCGUAGGGUGUACAAAAUAAUUCGACACUACGAGGAGAUCUACUUCAAGGAGUUGAUCCAUCAGUACUUUGGGGCACAUCAGGAGGUGCUGAAGUUGAAAUUGCCACGCUCCCCGAGUACACCGAGCCUCACGCGAACAUGGAACUGCCAGACGUGCUCAAGUCUCAACAGGAAUUCCGUCACCUGGCACUGCCUCAACUGUGAGACCGUCAGCUACCUUGCCCCCAUCUAUACGGAAACACUUAAGCGCAAUUUGGGGCGCGAUGCCACAAAAGCCACCACCGAGGAUCCCAAAACGCGUGUCUUUCACUGCUUCCGGACACGCUGCCUGAGUAUGGAUUCCGGGGAUUACCACAUACGACGGUGUGCCUCGUGCCUCCUCAAUGCCUCGUCAUUCCUGCUGGAGAAGAAGUACCAUUUGUGUGCGCACCAGAAGCAGGAGCACAAUUUAGCCGUACCGCCGAGUGGACGGAUCACGCGUGCUGGGUGUGUGGCCAUCGUGGGGAAGCAGCAACGCUCAUUGGAUGAAUCCGGCAGUGAUACGCCGUACUAUUCGAAUCAGAAGAUAAAUAAAUCACUCUCCAAUAUUUCGGAUCCCGUCUUCAGCGACAGUCACUGUGGACGCCCAAACCUUCCGGACGCAUCUACUUCAGCGUCCGGAUCGAUGGGGAAGACUCGGCUGUAUUGCGAUGUGUGUGGGGUAUGUAAUAGGAAUCAGUGCAGCAGCACGACGGAUACGAGCACGCGGUACAUUGUGACGACAAUCUCAAGGAGUGGUAGCGUUAGUCUCACCAAUAGUCAACCCAUUGUGGGGGCACAACGGAAUGGGGAGUGUGGGGUGAAGGAAUGGAUUGCCGCAGGGACUCCCAUUGCCUCGGGGCUCGAUGACAACUACUACGAAGUAUUGAGACAGGCAAAUGAUGCGAAGAGCAACAAUAAUCCUCCGUAUGAGAAUCACAAAGUCAUCUCACGAGCUGCUCCUCACAUCUAUGAGAAUCAGGGUGUGGUGCACAAUCCGGACAAUCGCGCGGAGGAACGCACAGAGCCCUUGUAUGCGGUGGUGAAUAAGCACAAUAAGGUGCGCAGCAGGGCUAAUGCUACGGACCCCAAGUACUCGUACAUUGGAAUCUCGGAUCCAGGAGGACGCAUUGCGGGGCAAUUGGGGUGCGUGAAGAAGGCACAAAGUGAGACACUCUACGCCACAAUACGGCAUACGUCACCACAGAAUAAUAACCCCCAACGCCUGCCCAAUCUCAUGGAUGGGGGAAAUGUGAAGGCUACACAAAUUGCCACUACAUCCUGCAUCAAUCGCCUUGAGCAGGAUGCCUCGGGAGCAACAGCGGCAGCAGCAGCAGGAGGGUGCGAUGGUGGUGAAGUUUACAGCAAAGUGUGGAAGGGGCCGAGAAAAGUGACAAUGGCAACACCCACAGGCCCGGCGAAAGCGGUAACGCCGACUUCAGUCCCGAGGAUGUGGACGUGCACAAAAUGCUCAUAUGCCUACAAUCCGCUGUGGGUGGAGCAGUGUGACAUAUGCGAAUCGAACAGGACACCCGCCUCCCUGACACAGCCAUCGCUCAUCACGGUGACAAAGGAUGGGGGUGUGUUGCGCUCAUCCGGGAGUAGCAAAGAGCUCAAAUCGAGUCAUGGCGGUGGCUUCGAUGAGGUGCCCACACUCGUGGAGGUGCCCAUUGCGACAUUCGAGCAGGAUCUCGAGGAUGAUUUUGAGGCGAGCCUCUCGGAGGCUGAGUGGACGUGCAAGAAGUGCACGUUGGUCAAUUCAGCGGGUUCCAUGGCGUGUGUUGUGUGUGGCGGAUCGAAGUUGCGGAGUAUUUCAAUCACGGAGGAUAAGACACUGCGUAAAGGGGAAUUCUGGGCAUGUCAUCAGUGCACGCUGAAGAAUUCUUUGUCCACAACAACGUGCAUUGCGUGCAAGACAACGCGACAGGUGCCAGUGAUUUCGGGGCAUCAAACAAACUAUCGCCCCUACACGGCCACCGGGUCUGGGCAUCAGUCCACGUCGGCAAAUGCAGGGCACGGGAAGACGGGCUACCACCACAAUCGUCAAGUUCUCGCAUCCAUUCCCGCCAAUUCGGCCAGCGGUGCGGUGGCAUCCUCCGUCUCCCCCGUGGCCAGUGGUCCAGCAACGGGUAGUAGUCUCGCUGUUCCCGCACAGAGAGCUUCGAGGAGUCCCUCACCGCGCCACGAUAGGUCAUCAGGGGCCAUCCCAAAGCGCCAUUCCACGGGGGCAGUAAUAGGUCGGAAUGCCAGUGGACACGCCAACCGGCAUAGCAGCGGCAGCCCAUCGACAAAAACAUGGCAAUGCCCAGCGUGUACCUUUGAGAAUUCAUCAGCGAGUGUUGUUUGUGAAAUAUGCUCCAGUCACCGGGGGUUGUUGAUAAAUAAUCCCGCGGGAGAUGGUAUCGGUGGGGCUGGUGGUGUAGCACCCACCGUCACCCCUGGGGGUGAUGCUAGUCAAAUGGAGAGUAAACUCAUGGAGAAUUUGCGGCAAAUUGAGGAGAAUGAGGCACGAAAUAAGUGGGAGCACAUUAUACAAUAUUGUCGUGAAAAUGGGGAACUCUUUGUGGAUGAUUCCUUCCCGCCAGCACCGAGGAGUCUCUACUACAAUCCCAAUUCCAAUACUGACAGCAAUCCCGUUGUCCAGUGGCGACGUCCGUCGGAGAUUAAUUGCGACGGAGGGAAUUUCCCACCGUGGGCAGUCUUCCGGACCCCAUUGCCAUCGGAUAUUUGUCAAGGAGUCUUGGGGAAUUGUUGGUUGCUAAGUGCAUUGGCCGUAUUGGCGGAGAGGGAGGAUCUUGUGAAGGAAGUGCUCGUGACGAAGGAGAUUUGUCCACAGGGAGCUUAUCAGGUUCGUCUCUGCAAGGAUGGGAAGUGGACAACAGUGCUGGUGGAUGAUCUUUUGCCGUGCGACAAGCGUGGCCAUUUAGUGUAUUCACAGGCAAAGCGGAAGCAACUGUGGGUGCCGCUAAUUGAGAAGGCUGUGGCAAAGAUUCACGGAUGCUACGAAGCUCUCGUCUCGGGGCGUGCCAUUGAGGGAUUAGCCACACUCACGGGGGCACCGUGUGAGAGUAUCCCCCUUCAGCCGAGCUCUCUGCCCAUGCCGAGCGAGGAUGAGCUGGAUAAGGACUUAAUUUGGGCACAAUUGCUUAGUUCGCGCCUUGUGAAAUUCCUCAUGGGUGCCAGCUGUGGUGGGGGAAAUAUGAAAGUGGAUGAGGAGGAGUAUCAGCGCAAGGGGCUACGUCCUCGUCAUGCGUAUUCCGUGCUCGAUGUGCGUGACAUUCAGAAUCACAGGCUACUGAAGCUGCGUAAUCCAUGGGGUCACUACUCGUGGCGAGGAGAUUGGUCUGAUGAUUCACCCCUGUGGACGGAUGAGCUGCGAGAGGCUCUAAUGCCGCACGGAGCUUCCGAAGGGGUUUUCUGGAUCUCCUUUGAGGAUGUUCUCAAAUACUUUGAUUGCAUUGAUAUUUGCAAGGUACGCAGUGGAUGGAAUGAGGUGCGUCUGCAGGGAACACUCCAGCCACUCUGCUCACUGUCGUGCGUCCUCCUGACUGUGCUUGAACCGACCGAAGCGGAGUUUACGCUCUUCCAGGAGGGCCAGAGGAACUCCGAGAAGUCCCAGCGAUCGCAAUUGGAUCUCUGUGUUGUGAUAUUCCGGACGAGAUCUCCAGCAAAUCCCGAAGUUGGGAGACUUGUGGAGCACAGCAAAAGACAGGUUCGUGGAUUUGUGGGAUGCCAUAAAAUGCUGGAAAGGGAUUUAUACCUCCUCGUGUGCUUGGCCUUCAAUCACUGGCACACGGGCAUUGAGGAUCCAUCCCUCUAUCCGCAAUGCGUCCUGGCCAUUCAUAGCUCAAAGCGUCUCUACGUGGAGCAGAUCUCACCGCCAGGCUUCCUCCUGGCGGAUGCCAUUAUUAGCUUAACGCUGACCAAGGGGCAGAGGCACGAAGGCAGGGAAGGCAUGACGGCGUACUACUUGACCAAAGGCUGGGCAGGAUUGGUGGUGAUGGUGGAGAAUCGGCAUGAGAAUAAAUGGAUUCAUGUUAAAUGUGACUGCCAAGAGAGCUACAACGUGGUGUCGACUCGGGGAGAGUUAAAGACUGUUGAUUCUGUGCCUCCAUUACAAAGGCAAGUAAUAAUCGUUCUAACGCAGCUCGAGGGCAGCGGAGGCUUCAGCAUUGCUCACCGACUGACGCACCGUUUGGCAAAUUCACGUGGCCUCCACGAUUGGGGUCCACCGGGGUCUACCCAUGUGCCCCCCAUUGACAACGUUCACGGCCUCCAUGCGCCCCGGCUCAUCACAUGAGUCACACCCCCAACAUCCCCUUUUUGUGUUUUCUUCUCCUUUCCAAUUGGGGCGCAAGAAACGAAUGAAAAAAAAAGAGAAAUCAAGAGAGGAUAGAAAAAGUAAUUUUUAAGGAAUAAAAAAGGCUGUUCUUUGUAUUUAACCACGAUAUAAUUCUCAAAAAAAAAAAGUUAUGAUUGUGUUUUAAAGGAAGAAAAAAUGUUUUAGGAGAUAAUUUGUGUUUUCUGGACCAAAGAAUCAACCCCCUCCCCUCCAUGUGCGAUGGCCGAAGGAUUUGCAAAAUGAAUGAAUGCGGGAAAAAUUGUGAUAAAAGGGCAAUGGCCAUCUUCACAGCAUGGGGUGUGGGACUCCCUUGAGGGACACUUGAAGGACAUUAAAAAAAAACUCAUUUUUAAAUGUUGUGCAAAGUGGCAAAUUUUAACAAAGAAAAAUAAAUUGAAAAAAAUGAGCACCACCACUUCAAUAUUUGUUCAAAUAAAAGGAAAAUUCAGCAGAGAAAAUAGAGAAAAAAAAUGAUAAAUUUUGAUUUCAAGUUAAAGUUGAGAUGCAAAAAAAAAGAAAAAAAAUAGUAUCGAUUAAAAAGACAAAAUAGCUGGGCGAACAAUAUUGAGGACAAGAAAAUUGAUGUAAAAACUAUUUACUGAAAAUUGUGUUCAAUUAAAUAGUUCUGAAGAAAA
Messenger RNA from Lutzomyia longipalpis, 5300 nucleotides. RefSeq names its product calpain-D (gene sol). Lineage: Eukaryota; Metazoa; Arthropoda; Insecta; Diptera; Psychodidae. Bases 163 to 4623 code for a protein of 1486 amino acids. Gene Ontology annotation, molecular function: calcium-dependent cysteine-type endopeptidase activity. Gene Ontology annotation, cellular component: cytoplasm. Gene Ontology annotation, biological process: proteolysis. The record is from RefSeq and is a predicted model, not a curated record. The transcript has 9 exons.